AGUUGAAAAUUCGAUUAUUUUUUCAAAUUUUACGUAUGCAAAUUUAACGUGUUACAAUGUAAAUCUUUACAGGGUUCUAUAAACUUAGUAUACUGUGAGGGAGAGAAGAAUAUUUUCAAUUGUUUCCGAAUUUUCAUAAUAAUCUGGCUAUUUUAGGUUUCUGCUUGAUCUAAUAUCCAUGGUGCUUACAAGAUGUCAUUGCUAUAAUUUGACUGCACUGCCAGCAGCUAUAUGGACUGGAAUGGCUGUUAUGGUGGCGGGCGUUUCGUCCAGCGUCCUGAGGGCCCAGGGCCUUAGCGACUGUGGUGCUGGUGGGUCUCCCAUUAGAUUUGGAGGAGUACUGCUCACUCAAACGGUUCCCGUUGUUGGCAGGAUGUUCAUGGAUUUAACUACCACUACUCAACUGAAUGCCACAGUUGAAGACAAUUUGCAAAUCCGCAAAGUUACUACCCGAGUUGCCGACAACUAUCAAGUUCCAUGCCUGAACGGCAUUUCUGGCACCUGCACUGUUGAGUUCUGCUCGGCCCUUACCACUUACCCAGAUUCCGUCUGCACCCUCUUCCCUGCUGACGUGCCCUGCUCGUGCCCCUUCCUUGCCGACGUCUACGUCAAUCCUUCCGCUUACGUCACUUUCACUUCCGAAUGGCUCGCCAUCGAAGGAGGCGUUAACGGUGACUACAUUACUCGCACUGAAAUCGUUUCCAACAUUGGCACUCCCGAGGAAACCAUCUUGGGUUGUCUCCUUUUGGAGUACGCCUUGGCGGCUGUCUAAGCGCAAUCAGGGCCCAUAGUCCCACAUAUUAACUUUUUGUGAAAUGUUACUAAAUUUCAUGUGAAUAAAGUUUAAAGCUGAAAAUAAAUGAGUACAGCUCAA
Daphnia magna is the source of this 874-nucleotide messenger RNA. RefSeq lists its product as uncharacterized. Gene Ontology annotation, molecular function: enzyme activator activity; lipid carrier activity. Gene Ontology annotation, cellular component: cytoplasmic side of plasma membrane. The transcript is spliced from 6 exons. The coding region runs from base 179 to 772 and encodes 197 amino acids. The record is from RefSeq and is a predicted model, not a curated record. Gene Ontology annotation, biological process: ganglioside catabolic process; lipid transport. Lineage: Eukaryota; Metazoa; Arthropoda; Branchiopoda; Diplostraca; Daphniidae.